GAGAAUUGGCCCGGAUGUUUCGCCUUCACCUGGCUCUAGCCAUUGGCGAGGGGAAGGAAACAAUAAAAUCGUAUCCAACAGCUGCUGUGGUUGAAUGCUUGAAUUUCCAUGACUUUCUUUGAAUAAUUCUUGCCGGUUGCGAAGGUAGUUAGAAAUUACCGGCAAUAUUCCAAUGUUCUAAUGUUCAAACUUAAAACCCAGAUCCUGUUACUCACAAACAAUGAUACGCUUCGCCUACUCUCAGCUUCUACGAGAAACCGUUAUUUUCACCAACUAGUUCCUUGUACCCAGAUUCAACCACCACUAGAAUCUCAUUUUUCUCAGACUCUGGACCCCAUGGUUUACAUAUCUAUGCUGCUGAACUGUAGAAACGUAUUUCAGAUUAGACAAGUUCAUACCCAGGUGCUUGUGAUUGGGAUGCUCCGACACCUCAUUGUGGCUAACAAGCUAUUAUACACAUAUGCACAGCAUAAGGCUAUGGGUGAUGCUUACGUCUUAUUUGCUGGGAUGAGAGAGAGAGACUCAGUUACUUGGAAUGUAAUGAUUGGUGGGCUUGCUAAAGCUGGUGAUUAUAUGAAUUGUUUUGGGAUAUUUAGGGAGGUUAUUCGAUGUGGGGCGCGGCCAGAUAAUUAUACAUUGCCUUUCAUGAUAAGGGCCUGUAGGGAUAUAGUGGACCUCCAAAUGGGUAGAGUGAUUCACGACAUUGGUUUGAAAUGCGGGUUGGAGCCGGAUCAUUUUGUCUGUGCUGCGCUCGUGGACAUGUAUGUGAAAUGUAGGGCAAUGGAGGAUGCUCGACUAUUGUUUGAUAAAAUGCAAAAUAGGAACCUUGUGACCUGGACAAUGAUGAUUGGUGCGUAUGCUGAGUAUGGGAAUGCUAAAGAGUCGUUGGUUUUGUUUGAUAGGAUGAGAGAUCAAGACAUUGUCCCUGAUAAGGUUGCUAUGCUGAUGGUGGUUUAUGCAUGUGCAAAACUGGGGGCUAUGCAUAAGGCGAUAUUUAUUCAUGAUUAUAUUUGUAGGAAUAAGUUUUCAUUGGAUAUUACCUUGGGAACUGCCAUGAUUGAUAUGUAUGCUAAGUGCGGGAAUGUUGAUUCUGCGAAGGAAAUCUUUGAUGGAAUGCAAGAAAAGAAUGUUGUCUCAUGGAGUGCUAUGAUUGCAGCUUAUGGGUAUCAUGGACAGGGAAGGAAAGCUCUUGCUCUAUUCCCUAUGAUGUUGCGAAGUGGGAUAUCACCGAAUAGGAUCACUUAUAUUUCACUCUUAUAUGCGUGUAGUCAUGCAGGUUUGGUUGAAGAGGGCCUUCAAUUAUUCUCCUCGAUGUGGGAUGAUCAUGGGGUGAGACCAGAUGUGAAACACUAUACUUGUAUGGUUGAUCUCUUGGGCCGUGCGGGGAGACUUGAUGAGGCAUUGAAACUGAUUGAGAAUAUGACAGUUGAGAAAGAUGAGGGGCUUUGGGGUGCUUUGCUUGGGGCAUGCAGAAUCUAUGGCCAUAUGGACCUGGCUGAAAAGGCCGCAGAAUCCCUUCUUAAGCUCCAGCCUCAGAACCCAGGGCGCUAUGUAUUGCUUUCAAAUAUAUAUGCAAAAGCAGGAAGGUGGAAAGAUGUGGCAAAGAUCAGGAAUAUGAUGAUGCGAAGGAGAUUAAAAAAGGUUCCUGGUUGGACUUGGAUUGAGGUGGAUAAAAUAAUUUAUCAAUUUAGUGUGGGCGACAAAACCCAUCCUCAGUCAGAGGAGAUCUAUGGCAUGCUGCAAAGUUUGAGCAAGAGGUUGGAGUUGGCUGGUUAUGUCCCUGACACAAAUUUUGUGUUGCAUGAUGUUGAAGAGGAAGUUAAGCUAGGAAUUUUGUACACGCAUAGUGAGAAGUUGGCAAUAGCAUUUGGCCUUUUUGCAACACCUGAGGGAACUCCUAUCAGGAUUACAAAAAAUCUUAGGGUUUGUGGUGACUGUCACACAUUCAGUAAGAUGGUGUCAGCCGUUACACAGAGGGAGAUCAUUGUUCGAGAUGCCAGUCGAUUUCACCACUUCAAGAUGGGGGCCUGCUCGUGUGAUGAUUAUUGGUAACUUGCUUACUUGAGAGCAGCCAAAGCAUGAAUGGUAUAUUUGGGUAGUUUGGUUAAACUCAAAUUUAUCGAAGAAGAAUGUCCGUCAUAUAUCUGUGAAACACAUUUGUCACUAUAGAAGCCAUCUGGGACUUGCAGUGCGACUUUUUGGUUGAUGCUUUGGACAGUCUCGCAUCAUAACUUAUACAGGCAGGUGAUCGAAGGUACGAAUAUCUAUGCUCGUAUGUAAUGCUUGGGCGCAAUGUAAAGCAUGUAUUACAGGUGAGUCUUAACCUUACUGGAUGAGUACCAUACAAUCGGAACAUAUUAUCCUAAGAAAGAUAUGUACCUGAUACCACAUUUUUUGAUGGUUGGAGUGAGCUGAGAUAUGACUACGGCUGCGUUUAUGCCUCAAAGACAUUCUUUGAUGCUGGGAAGAACCGAAGGAUUUUGUGGGGUUGGGCUAAGAGGCUGAUACACAUCAAGAUGUUACUAGUAAAAGAUGGGCUGGAAUUCAGAAUCGUAUCAGGCUGUUCCGAGAAUGGUGUGGCUUGGUACUAGUGGGAAGCAAUUGUUACAAUGGCCUAUUGGAGAAUAAUUAUUGUUAGAGGGGAGAAAUUUCAAAUAUUCGAUAAACCAGUCAAAAGGAUCGAUCAUUCUGCUGUGGAAAGUUUUGGAGCUGGGGGCCAAAACGUAUAUCACAUCUAGGGUCGCUUACAGUCUUCCAUUACGCUUACUUGUUCGCAUUUAACAAAGGGACACAGAAUAUCAUCGUUGAGACUCUAAAUGCAUGGAGCAUGGAUAGCGCUUAAGUAAGCCGAAGCAGAUAAGCAUUGAAGCGCGAAAGUCUAGUACUAACGAGUUGAAUCCUAUGGAUUAAGAAUUAUCAUGUUGUCCAAAGCAUCUGGCGUGCAAUUGCACAUACCUCUCACAAACAUAAGGAUUUCAUAUGUUGUUUCCUCCAAUAUAGGACCCUUUCUGUACAAUUUUUUAUGGUUGCUUUUUUGCAAACAUACAAUGAAAUAGUCCAAGCUUAUACAA
Messenger RNA from Carya illinoinensis, 3071 nucleotides. RefSeq names its product pentatricopeptide repeat-containing protein At2g33760-like. Lineage: Eukaryota; Viridiplantae; Streptophyta; Magnoliopsida; Fagales; Juglandaceae. Gene Ontology annotation, molecular function: protein binding; zinc ion binding; RNA binding. The record is from RefSeq and is a predicted model, not a curated record. Bases 181 to 2052 code for a protein of 623 amino acids. The transcript has 4 exons. Gene Ontology annotation, biological process: RNA modification.